AUGUCAAAGGGACCCAUCACAUGCCAUGUCCUUGAUGUCUCUCUUGGAAGACCAGCAGAGGGGGUGGAAGUCAACAUUCAGAUCCAUCAUAAAGGACAGAGAAAUGUCGACAUCUUCAGUCCAUUUGCACAUGGCGUCACAGAUGCCGAUGGGCGAUGCUUGAACUUGUUGCCUCCACGAGGGUCCGAUGAGGCUAGGUUGCAGAAUACACAAGUGGGUGCUGGGACUUAUAAGAUCGUCUUCAAGCCGAAGGAAUAUUUUGAGAAGACAGGCAGAAAAUGUUUUUAUCCCUGGGUGGAGAUCACUUUCGAGAUUGAAAACCCGGAAGAACAUUACCACAUCCCACUUUUGAUUAGCCCGUAUUCUUUUACCACUUACAGAGGAAGUUGA
Messenger RNA from Suillus fuscotomentosus, 390 nucleotides. RefSeq lists its product as uncharacterized. The record is from RefSeq and is a predicted model, not a curated record. NCBI's taxonomy places the organism in Eukaryota, Fungi, Basidiomycota, Agaricomycetes, Boletales, Suillaceae. Bases 1 to 390 code for a protein of 129 amino acids. Gene Ontology annotation, molecular function: hydroxyisourate hydrolase activity. The transcript has 4 exons. Gene Ontology annotation, biological process: purine nucleobase metabolic process.